This is a messenger RNA of Effrenium voratum, 3261 nucleotides long. The record is from the annotation of a GenBank genome assembly. NCBI's taxonomy places the organism in Eukaryota, Dinophyceae, Suessiales, Symbiodiniaceae.
AGUUUGAGAUUCAAGGCAAGGCCCAUAGGCUGACGCGGCUGCUGAAAGCCUUGCAUGGCAAACUUGCCGGAAUCGUGGGUAAAGUGGCGGCGUGAGCGCGAGAAGUACUGGGCGGAUAUGAAAUCAAUUGCUGCAACGGCCGAGGCAGGUGGCGCUCUGGAUGACUCUCGCCAACGACAAGACCUGUUAGAAGAAAUCCGAGAGCCCGCACAGAAGUUGCUGAAUCGUUUGCAGCGUGAUCAUAUCGCUUCUGGGUCCGCAUCUAUCGAUGAUGUGCCCAUUCCUGCCGGGACCACAGUUAGUGAGCUUUUCGCUCAAAUCCAGACUGCAGCCAGCACGGUGGCUUUACCCGACAUGCAAAUCCAGCAGUGCUCAGUCAUAGUGCAGCUCGCUCGGAUCCUUGAGCAGCACUUGGACAUCUCUGUCCCCCCAACGCAUGCCAGCGCAGUUGAGAGCUCCAUUGUGUCUGCCAUCGUGGGACUGGAGUCCGAGAGUGUGUCUCUAGAGGAAAGAGGUGAGAAGGAGAAGUUGCAAGCAGAGCUGGUGCCGUUUCGGCAGGGCUUGGAAGCCUCGUGGAACAUGUACAAAGAUGGAAUUGCCGCGUGCCCUUGGGGGCACAUGCUCAGUUCUGGGUGGUUUCAGGGUCCGCCUUGUCAUCUCUGUGAAAGGCAAGACUUGGUGAGGUCUUGCCAAAGUUGCCGGACGGAUAUAUGCAAACACUGUGUUCAGACAUUGCUGGGCAGGCCUGACAGGAUCCAGAAGUUGCACCUGGACAUUUCAACCAUCGAAAGUUCGCUGUCCCUCGGCUGUCGGCCGCAGUUUGACCCGGACAACCCCUGCGAGAUUGGGAGUCUGGUGGCGGUGAUCAGACAGAGUCUGGGAAGGUCAGACCAACAACUCCGGAAAGCAGCUGAGCUGCUUUUGGUGAUUCACUGUCUUCACGGCCCGGUUCCCACCAAGCGCCUUGCUGCUAUCCUGCAGAAGCAUGCUCAAAAGGCUGCAAGGAAGGCUGACACGCUUGGGAGGGUGGCAAUUGCUUGCACUCCUACACCCCAGUGGGCCUCCCAGACGCCAUCCGAACCCAUACGGCGGUGCCCUACGCCAUGUUGCACGUGGUGGUGCCCCUGUUGCCCUGGGACGGUGAGCCCGAAGUACGUCCUCAUCGUCUGCGAUGGGGUGAUUGGCUGCGGCAAGACCACGUUGCUCGACGAGAUCCGGGGCGUCGAAGUCUUCCGCGAGCCCGUGGCGAAGCAUUCCAAGAACUCUUGGUGGUACUUGCUAGUGGCGUUCUACGAAGCCAUGAACAUGCCCGAGUCGCCCGCUGCGUCGCAAGCUCGAAGGGAGGCAGUUUCUCAGCUCGAGAAUACUAUUUGGGCGCACCAUCGUGGCAUUGCCACGCAGCGAGUGACGCAUGCAAUCACGGAGCGGAGCUGUGCUUCGUCCCUUCACGUCUUUUGCAAGACACUGCAGGAGAGCGGGCUCCUGGAGAAAAGCCUCUUUGAACAAUUUGCGGCUGAAUUCCGCAAGAUGGAGAAGAAUGUGUGCCACCAGCCGACGCUCACGGUAUACUUCCGCCUGCCGGUGGACGAGGCAAUGAGAAGGAUUCAGAAACGAGCAAAGGAGGAGGACCGCUUCUUUGAGAAGGACAUCACUUUAAAGUACUUGGAGAGCUUGCAUUCGAAAUAUGAGGAGCUCUAUCAGGGCCGUGAGGAUGUAAUCAUCAUCGAUUCCGCCCAACCAACAGAUGAGAUGCGCCGUGACGUGGCCGACCAGCUCCAGCGAAGGUCGGAGGAAUGGUGCAAGGUUCUCAGGAACAAAGGUUUUCCAGCAUCCCAGUUGGAUCACAUCAUUGGCUGGUUCAGAAGUCCAGCGAACGCUUAAAUUGGAAAAGCCCGACAUUUGCACACCCUGUUUGUUAUUUGUGGUGUUCAGUAGGUGUGUAAAAUUGAUUUGCAUCCUCUCACAUCAUGUGAGGAGCCGACAUUUUGUACUUGUAGUGUCAGUUUUGACUCAGGUUUUGAGACACCAGUGCCGGUGCCAGAUCCGACCCGAAAGAGAUUUGAGAUUGAAGCAGCUGGAUGUGUUGGCAACAGUGAAGAAUUUGAUUGGUGUUUAAUUUGCCUCAAUGGCAUCUCCUUUGCGUGUAAAUCUGCACCGGGAAUCUCAGAACUCAGCGCGGCGUUUGCUACAGAGAGCGUGCAGCGUUUGCGUGUUUUUUACUUCGCAAUGUUCGGCAGGCCGGUUGCUUGCAUUGUGUGAGACACUGGUGCCACCGCCCAAAAGUUGUCCAAGAUGGACAUGAGACUGGUUGGCAGUGAGGGGGAUUGACUUGCUGAUCGGGCUCCUGUCAACGCUUAAGAAGCGGUGACACAUUGAGGCGUGGAAGAUCAAGGUAUCCCUUCCAAAGACUUUGGGCCCCGUGAGUUGCAUGGCUGGUGACUCACAGAUGCUGAGACGAGCAAUUUUUGUGCGCCUUCCCUGCUGGUUUUCUUUCCAAACCUUUGGCCCUUGCUGACUUGAGCUUUCCUGAAAAACUGGGCCGCAAGACAAGUGCGGGUGUCAUAGUCCACCAUCAGUGGGCACGCACUGUUUGUGGUCGUUUGAAGUGUAUCCAGUGACUUGCAAGACGCGGGUCAAAGUGGCAAAACCUGAGCCACGUCCCCAAAAAAAACCAGGGCAGUGAAGGUCAGCAAAGCCACCUUUGCAGGGCACGGAAUGAAGCCAGAAAGCCGAACAAAAUGGGAUAGCGUGGUUUUGGCUCGCACUUGCUUCAACGCAGUGCUGGAAAUGAAUCGCCCCUGUUCAUUGGCGACAGAUGGACUCAAGGAAGUUCAGCAGGGCUCGAAGUCUUUUUUCCCUUGGUUCAGACUUGAUGAGAGACGCUUUCAAAGCUGAUCAGUGAGGAGACCGGCAGGUGUACACAGAUUUCCUUCGGCGCUUGUAAAGGGCAUGCUCGCAUUUCCACAGCGGCAACAGCCAAACAGGCCGAAUGUUGCGAUUUCAGUUGCGCGCCGAAAAACGCGCCACGCACAGCCAUUGUCACUGGUUUAAGGGCUUCGUGAACAGAUUCUCCGUGAGCUGCAGAAGUCAGAAGGGCCGGAUGUGUAGCUUACUUCCAGGUCAGCCGGGCAAAGCUGGGGCUACCGCUGCAAAAGACGGUGGUUGCACAGGUUGCCAAAUAUGCAGCUGCCUGUGGCCGCCCAGCAUUUCGGCGGGCAAAAUCAGAUCGCCAGGGUUCUUUCAGGAGUUUGGGCCAGCGGA